AUGGCGUCUGCCCUUUGGGGGACAUGGGAGGUCCAUGGCAGUCAGUGGCCACUGGCCAAGCUGCCAGAAUUGGGCCUGGAGCCUGGUCUGUCCAGACUCCGCUGGGCUCCCUACUGGACCUCCGUGUCCCAGCUGGGGUUAGGGAGGGGGCCGGGGGCCACACUCACCCUUGUCUUUGUGUUGCAGGGCAUUGUGGGAAAUCUGUCCAGCGGGAAGUCUGCUCUGGUGCAUCGCUACCUGACCGGCACCUAUGUGCAGGAAGAAUCCCCGGAAGGGGGUCGCUUCAAGAAGGAGAUCGUUGUGGAUGGGCAGAGCUACCUGCUGCUGAUUCGUGACGAAGGAGGGCCCCCUGAGCUGCAGUUUGCAGCCUGGGUCGAUGCCGUGGUGUUCGUCUUCAGCCUCGAAGAUGAGAUCAGCUUCCAGACCGUCUACAACUACUACCUGCGCCUCUGCAGCUACCGCAACACGUCUGAGGUGCCCCUUGUGCUGGUGGGCACGCAAGAUGCCAUCAGUGCCACAAACCCCCGGGUGAUCGACGACUCCCGAGCCCGGAAGCUCUCGAAUGACCUGAAGCGCUGCACCUAUUAUGAGACGUGCGCCACCUACGGGCUGAAUGUGGAGCGGGUCUUCCAGGAUGUGGCCCAGAAGGUGGUGGCCCUGCGGAAGAAGCAGCAACUCUCCAUCGGGCCCUGCAAGUCGCUGCCCAACUCGCCCAGCCAUUCCUCUGUCUCGGCAGCCUCCAUCCCCUCUGUGCACAUCAACCAGGCUGCGAACGGGAGCGGAGCCUUCAGCGACUACUCCUCCUCAGUCCCCUCCACCCCCAGCAUCAGCCAGCGAGAGCUGCGGAUCGAGACCAUCGCUGCCUCCAACACGCCCACCCCCAUCCGCAAGCAGUCCAAGCGCCGCUCCAACAUCUUUACAGGCCGGAUCAGGGACAGGCACUGGGAGUGAUUUCAGAUUAGCAGCCUGGCCUCCCUGCUGCCACAGGGGCCCCCCUCCCGGAAACACGCAGGAGCCUUUUGCCCUCCCCCCCUCUGUAAAGUCUCUGAGAGAGAGAGAAAGAGAGAGAGAGAGAGAGCGCCUGCGCCUGCCCUGUAAGCCGGGACUUUGCUGGGCGUGCCGAUUGUCCACGCGAGUGUCGGAGACGGCUUUCCUGGGACGGGAAGGGAAGACCGGCCGAGUCGCCAGGAAGUGCCAGGAGACGGAGGGCCCAAGGGACGCUUUGCUGCUGUUAGCGCCCACCUGCCCACCUGCUAUUUGCUGUCCAGCUCCCUCCUUCCUCCUGCAUGGACUCCUCCUCCUCUUCUUCUUCUUCCUCCUCUUCUUCCUCCUCUGCUUCCUCCUGUUCCUCCUUCAAGCAGAGCAGAGACUCCUCUGGCUCUUGGAGCCCUGGUGGGCUCACCGGUGUGGCGAGAGGCGGGUGCCUGCGGAGAGCGGGGUGCUUGCAGCCAGCUCACGUGACGGACAAGCAGGAGGGCCUGUGGGACUGACGGACACUUGCCAAGAGCCGCAGGCUGCCCCCGCCCAGCAUCCUUGUGGUUCUGAAUGUGUUGGUUGUGUUCUCUGCUGUGAAUCUCGCAACUUGCACCACUGUUUCCCCACGGAUUGCUUCUCAGCGGACUGUCGAGUUUCAACCUUAGUUAUUUAUUAAGUUGCUGCUGCUGCUGCCGAUGAUGAUGAUGAUGAUAAACGGGAGUUCUUGCUCUUCCUGCCCCUCUUUCCCCCCUCAAGAAUCAUGUUCUCAAUGUAAAGUGGGUGUUUACUGUUGAUUCUCUUUUGUAAGGGGCCUGCCGUGGCCCAGUGACCUCUGCGACUUUGUAUGGUGCCCGUGUGUUCACCAAAUAAACAGUUGCAUUAGU
Molecule: messenger RNA, 1859 nt
Organism: Sphaerodactylus townsendi
Lineage: Eukaryota; Metazoa; Chordata; Lepidosauria; Squamata; Sphaerodactylidae
Product: arf-GAP with GTPase, ANK repeat and PH domain-containing protein 3-like
Exons: 8
Coding region: 1-951 (316 amino acids)
Biological process (GO): proteasome-mediated ubiquitin-dependent protein catabolic process
Cellular component (GO): nucleus
Molecular function (GO): GTPase activity; GTP binding
Source: RefSeq, a predicted model, not a curated record